Molecule: messenger RNA, 4177 nt
Organism: Lactuca virosa
Lineage: Eukaryota; Viridiplantae; Streptophyta; Magnoliopsida; Asterales; Asteraceae
Source: the annotation of a GenBank genome assembly
CGAUUUUUGAAAUAAUAUUUUCCUAUACGCGGCUUUCAAAGUGAGUAUGGAAUUCCUUUGACAUAUCAGAGAACCGGCGCGGAUGCUCUUAUACGGUUCAUGUAGACUUGAUAUCUGACUUUUCUCAUUCCAAACUUCUUCUCAGAUCUUACCACGUUGACAUCAUUCAUCUAAUUCCAUGGCUAUUGCUCAACCUUGUUUUAGUUAUGAUAUUUUUUUAAGUUUUCGAGGCGAAGACACUCGUAACGGUUUCACAGAUCAUCUCUAUACAGCCUUGAAGCAAGCAGGAAUCCGCGCUUUCCGGGACAAUGAUUCAAUGGAGAGAGGAAAAAUGCUGAAGCUAGAACUGAAGAAAGCCAUCCACGAGUCUGCAAUUUCACUCAUUGUUUUCUCAGAAGGCUAUGCAUCAUCCAAAUGGUGUCUCGAUGAGGUUAUGAUGAUUAUUGAAGAACACGAGACUUCAUCCUGUAAACAUCAAUUCGUACCUGUGUUCUACAAAGUGGAACCAUCUGAUGUUCGAAAUCAAACAGGAUGCUUUAAAGACGCAUUUGAUGUGUAUGAUGAUGAAGUCAACGUAGAAACAAACCUUCGAAAGAAGAAAAAAUUGUUAGAGAAGGUGGGGGCAUGGAGAGAUUCUCUUAACAAAGCUGCAACCUUUACAGGAUUGGUAUAUAAAGAUGGGUACGAGUCCAGAUUCAUAAUCAAUAUUCUAAAUGUUGUAAUAAAGAAAGUGGACAACAAGGCCCUACACAUUGAGGAGAAACUAGUGGGAAUAAAGGACCAUCUUGCUGAGAUCCAAUCAUGGUUAGAAGAUCGGUCACCUGAUGCAGUAGUCCUUCUAAUUGAUGGGAUGGGAGGCAUUGGGAAAUCAACCAUAGCCAAAUGCAUAUUUAACUUAAACUUUCGAAACUACAAUGGUAGUUGCUUUCUGGCAGACAUUAAUAAGGAGACGUCAAAUAAAAAUAGUACACUCAAUCGCUUCCAGAGUCAGCUUCUUUCCACUAUUUUAAGGAGUGAAAAAGAAGAAACUAUAUGGAAUGUUGAUGAAGGAACCAAUAAGGUGACAAAUGCCAUAUCCAACAAAAAGGUACUUCUUAUCCUUGAUGAUGUUGCAACAAUGGAACAGUUAGAUGCCUUACUAGGACCGAAAAGGUUUUAUCCUGGAAGUAAAGUGGUCAUAACAACUAGGCACACAUGGUUGUUGACUGCUUUCAAAGAUCAUGGUAAGGUUCACUCCCUUGGAACAUUAUCCAUGGGCGACGCUACUGAACUCCUUAGUUUGCAUGCGUUUGGUCAACACCAACCCGUUGAACCCUAUAUUGUCCACUUAGAAUUAGUUGUUCAGCGCUGCAAUGGCCUUCCUUUGGCUCUUAAAGUAUUGGGAUCUUCCCUACGUGAAAAGACAAAUGAUGAAUGGGAAGAUGCAAUUCACAAACUGGCUGCAAUUCCUCAUCGUGAGAUUCAAGAAGUUCUACAAAUAAGCUAUGAAACUUUGGCAGAUGACAAGGAUAAAGGUUUAUUCUUGCAUAUUGCUUUCUUCCUCGAGGGUGAGGAAAGAGACUACAUUGUGAAAUUAUUGACUGAAUGUAAUCUACACCCUAUUGUUGGGAUCAAGAAUCUAAUGGAUAGAUGUCUAGUUUAUGUUGAAGAUGGGAGAGUGAUGAUGCAUCAAUUAAUCAAGGAGAUGGGACGAGAAGUUGUUCGCCAGGAAUCAGAAAAGGAACCUGGGAAAAGAAGUAGAUUGUGGGAUCAUCAGGACUGUAUUAAUGUGUUGCAAGACCAUACCGGUACAGAAACUGUAGAAGGACUCACGCUUGAUAUACAAAAGUUCAUGGAAGCCGAAUCAAGAGAUGAUGAUGCAUAUUUCCAAAUUAGUGCCCUGGAGAAGAUGAAGAGUCUAAUUCUACUUCAACUUAAAAAUGUAGUAUUUUCUGGGAAAUACAAGAAGUUUCCCAGAAAGUUACGAUUGUUGAGUUGGCAUGGAUUUUCUCUAAAAGCUAUACCAGGUGACAUUUCAUUGGAGAAGUUGGUGAUACUUGACAUGAGCUACAGCAAAUUAACACGUGUUUGGGAUAACUUCAUGUACAUUGGAUCCUUAAAAAUCCUUAAUCUUAGCUAUUCAUUUGACCUGAUUGAAACCCCUGAUUUUGGCGGAUUCCCUAAUCUGGAGAGCUUGAUCCUGAGACAUUGUUGGAGUUUAAUCAAGGUUGGUGAAUUGAUUCCACACCUUAAAAAACUAAAUUCGUUAGAUCUAACCAAUUGUAGAAGCUUGAGAGAUCUUCCAUGCUUACCUAGAUCCGUUGAAUCGCUUCAAAUAUCUGGUUGCAAAAAGCUUGAAGUUCUUGGAUCGAUUGCAGACCUUACAAAACUAGGCUCAUUAGAUCUAAGCGAUUGUGAAAGCUUGAGGAAUCUUUGGUGCUUGCCUAGUUCCAUUGAAUGGCUUUAUAUGAAUGGAUGCAAAAAGCUUGAAGUUCUUGGAUCGUUUGCAAACCUUACACGACUAUACUCAUUAGAUCUAACCAAUUGUGAAAGCUUGAGAAAUCUUCCAUGCUUACCUAGAUCCCUUAAUUAUCUUAAAUUGUAUGGUUGCAAAAACCUUGAAGUUCUUGGAUCGUUUGCAAACCUUACGCAACUAUACUCAUUAGAUCUAAGCUAUUGUAUAAGCUUGAGGGAUCUUCCGUGCUUACCUAGAUCCCUUGACUCGCUUCAAAUGUGUGGUUGUGGAGUUCUUGGAAGGGUCGAUCAGUGCUUGGAUUCUUUUUCAUCACUUUCCUUUUUAACGGAAGUGAAUUUGUCACACUCCUAUCUCUUUGUCAAUUCUUUCCCAGAUGAAUGGGGUAGCCUGGUCUCACUCGUGAAGUUGAAUAUAGAUGGCAACAAUAUAACCUUCUUACCAAAAUGUGUUCAAACCCUACCGAGAAUUGAAGAGCUGAGAGUCUCACAUUGUUCAAAACUCCAAUCAGUUCUAGGUCUCCCAAAUUCCGUCAAUGAGCUGUUUGUCAAUGACAAUGAAUCCUUGGAAAAAGUACAGCCUGCAGAAAAUUCAAGGACCGUAGUGCACCACAUGAACUGCCCUAAAUUGUGUGAGAUCACGGGUCGUUAUAAGAUUCAGUUAAUAGAUAAAGUUGAGAGGAAAAUUAUACGGUAUCUGGGAUUAGAAUCAAAUGCAUGUGAAGGAAUGGAGUUGGAUCUUGAGGUGUUCCAUGAGUUUGGCAUAUUCAGCACAUUUGUUUCAGAAAAACAAACCCCUUCUUAUUCCUGCUUCACAUAUAAAGAAAUGGGCUCACGAAUUUCAUUUAAAGUUCCUUUGUAUAGUAAUAGUUUGAGAAUAAUUGGCUUUAAUAUGUGUGUCGUUCUUUCUCUAUCAUUCUUGCAAAUGGGUCUUGAUCUGGAGAUUGGAGUACAAAACAAGACCAAAGAUUUGCUGUGGAGUUACUUUAAAAGAGAUCAAAAUAUCCGUAAGAAUGCAGGAAAUUUCGCAUUGUUAAGCCUUUGGAGGUGUGGCAAUCUGUUGGAGGGUGGAGAUGAAAUCAUCAUACGUGUCUUUUCUCGUAUAAUACGUGUAGAGGAAUGUUGUAUAAACCUUAUAUACGAAGAUUAUGAAGAAUUACUUGAUGAAGAAAGAAAGGAGGCUCAUGAUGUCAAUGUCUUUGAUCAAAUGUUGUGGACUGAUAGAAUGGAUAAAGAUAUAUCGCAUUAUGUUUUCCCGGGGAAGAAACAUGUGUUCCGAGAUGACCAUCUGGAAUAUAAUGCAAGAAAGGAAAAAUGGGAGAGACCAACAAUCUCAUACCCCAUUAAUAGCCCCCAAGACAGGAGCCUAGUGGUUGACACGCGGUAUUUCAUAAAGGGGAUUCAAGACAAAGUUGAGAGCAAAAUUCAGGUGUUACAUGAGUUUGGAAUAUUCAGCACAUGUGUUUCAGAACAUCUAUUUGCAAGUGAGUCAAUCUAUUGGUGUGUGGAGAAUGGAGAUCACAUUGUUGGUCCAUUUGUAACUUUCAUGUGUGGAGUGGCAUCAUUUACCAUCUUGAGGUGGAUCUGUAUUUUGGAUUAACUUAUUAGAGAAUGUAUCUUUUCUAAAUUUUAUUGAUAUGUCAUGUCCAUGAAAAAAUUAGAGAAACUCAUUAUAAAAUCACAAAUUGUGGCAGUAGCUUGAAUAUAUUUUUAUAUUGGUUAUACG